CAGAAGGAACUUGUGCCUAGUGCACAAUGAGGUUUUCAAUGGCACAUCUCAAUCAUGCAAACCCGCUUUUGGGGCCUAGCCCCUCAUCCUCUCUCUGCCCCUUGAGUCUCAUUCAUUCAUCCCUGUACCACUUGAUGGAUGAUGGGCUCUUGCCAUCCUUUCGGUUCUAUAUAUUACUCGUUUAGUACUCCUCGAAUUGAAUUGAAACCCCUUUCGGCCACAACCUCUUGGCACAUACGGACGCAUUGACUCGCUCUAGUUUAUCCUUUCCCUACCACGUCACCUGCCCAUGUACAUCAGGUGCAUCCGAGGCUCUGGUCUGGUCUCUGUGCACAUGGAAGUGCACACUGCAAUUGCCUUCCGCAUGGAGACAGUUUCUCUCUCUCUCUCUCUCUCUCUCUCUCGUUGAGUUAGAUCCGGACUAUGAACAGCUGCAGCUCUGCCUUUAUUCUGCAGAAAAUCUGUCGCUCUGUGAAUUCUGUGCGAGGACGAAGGCAUGUACAGACUACUGUUUGGCAUACGGCGGAGAGCCCGACCAGCAGGAGAGGAGAGGAGAGGAGAGGCACCAACUGUUGCUUGAUGCUCUUGCUAUAACACAUCGAGUCCUGGGGACGUGUGCCCACUUAUUGAGGCGCAUUCACCACUGGGUAAGGGAAGGUGGCGAGAGGGGCGAGGGGUUAAUGACCGUUCCCCCCAGGGGUUUCGUUUCGUUAUACUAUUUGCGAUAUCUUGCGAUAGAUUCUCAUUCGAAACGGAUACGGGUCAUCUUAAAUCCUCUGUGCUAAAAAGAUUCUUUCAUGUUAACGGCGGGAAUCGGAUCUCGGGCUCUGGUCGACAUCUGCCGAUCGUCGGAUCCGAUGGGGAUUAGAUUUAAUAUGUUGCAGGCACGAAUGAGGAGAUAUCCUUCAACAAAAGAAAAUCCUGGAAGUCCUGAAAUAGACAACACUGCUGCUUCUGCUGCUGCUGCUGCGUGAGCGUUUUCAGUCAGGUCGAUGACUUGUAUCCCCGUCCAUAUCUGGCUGGCUGGCUGGCUCUCUCUGACAGCCCGGGGAUGUAAAUCUCAUUCAACCGUCUCUGGUGAAGAAAGAUGUGGCCAUUUUCCCGGACUACGCUGGAUGGCAUGCUUCGGGGCGUUGCAGACCCAAGACGGCAGAAGGAUGUGGGGACGAAAGAGGAUGCGUACGAAGGACAUGAAUGGUGGAUGAAAGUCCCCGUAACUCGGACAACAGGAUCGCUUGUGAGCAGAGGGAGGCAGAGCAGAGGCAGAGGUCAGAGAGAUGCUGACCGAGAGACAUGGACAGAGAAGAGCCAGAGAAUGCUUCAGGACGGGCGCCCGCAAUGCCCAGAGAGGAGCAGGAGCAGGAGGGGCCCACAGACGAGGGCGAGGGCCUUCUCCAAGGCACUCGAUUUGGGCUUGCUCAAGCCGUUUUCUGGAGAUUUGUAGAUAUGGGAAAAUGAGCAGAGCAGGGCAGAGAUGUUCAUUUUUCGUGUCAGGACUGAAGACUGGGGAGUUGCUUUUGCUGCAGGGGAUGUCUUGGAGUCACUGCUACACCCAAAAGCUGCCAGUGCCACAUCGGUCCUUCACCUCUGCGUCCAUUUGUAGGUCACGUUUCAGAUACCCAACUUGCGACUCACGUUUCCAGCACGAGAUUGGCAUUUUAUCUCACAAUUAUGUCCAUCAUUCCAUUCCUCGUGAAAUGUCCAUCGAGCAUCCUCCUUAACCUUUGUCCUGGAUGCUCUCACCAUAGCAUCCCAGAUCAGGCUUGUCACUGUGAAGGCGUGUGUCAUCACUUUUUCUUGAUCCUUUGGCGGCCUUCGCAGUGGACUUGGUUCAUCUCUCUCCCAUACAUGAUUUGGCCGAGACUUGAGGUCAUUCUCAUCUACGAAAACAGCAAGCGUUAAUGAAGAAUUCAAGAGCUGCUGUAGAUGUCUACCAGUACAGGUGCGUGCGUGGAACCAAGUUUGGGUACUAGCUUCGUACCGAUGGAAAUUCCUCAUCCUCAUACAUCAUAUAUCACAACCAUUCCUCCGUUGAUACUUCAAGAGCUGCGUUGGUAGAGUGAACAAGUGUGAAGCUCGGGAGCUCAGCUACGUCCUUAAUUGUGUUUCGACAUUUCAUUUGCUUGUUUCAAUUCACACCUCUUAAAUACCUGGCAUCGUCAGUCUACACGUACAGUUUGGAGCUCGAACAUUGACUUGUACAAUUUGUGGAGGGGCCCUAGA
Molecule: messenger RNA, 2223 nt
Organism: Marchantia polymorpha subsp. ruderalis
Lineage: Eukaryota; Viridiplantae; Streptophyta; Marchantiopsida; Marchantiales; Marchantiaceae
Source: the annotation of a GenBank genome assembly